AGAUAUCUUCUUUUGUAUUCGUAUUUCGGCCACGUGAGCAUCACAGGUACUCACACGAUGCUGAGGUAUUACCGUGCAGCGCGGCCAGCGACGGCAUUGAAGCUGCGCGCGUCGUCGCUUCUCCUCUCUACCCACUCCGGUUCCAACACACGCUUCUACCGCACCAUUCCAGCAACGGACACAACCGUGUCCACGGCGGCUGCCUCCGUGAACGGACCCUCACUUUCUGGGAUGCCAAGUGAGGCACCUCCGCAGACCUACUUCGAGUACCUGGACCGCAUGUGGAACGCAAAGUGGUUCGGCACGGUGGAUGAGCACACCCUUGCCGCGGCCACCACGCACGCCGCCGUCAGCGACCCGUCGUGGUUCGCACAUGCCUUCACCGCGUGUCAGCAUGCUCUCGGCAUGGAAGCCGGAGUACUCAUUUUCCUUGUGGGAGCCGCCACACGCCUGGGCACGCUCUUCGUCUCGCUCUACGGCGAACGCGCAGGCGAACGGAUGCGCUUGGCGCUGCCGGAACUCAAGAAACCGCAAGAAGACUUUAAUCGCAUCUACUACAACGAUCUUGCCUCUGCCAUGGAGGUGCAGGUGGCGGCGAGUGAGUUGAAGAGCCACCGCCGCGCCAUCUUUCGCAAAUACAACACAUCGGUGUGGAAAUGUGCCGCCUCGCUUGCCAUGGCGCCGGUGAUCAUGACGGGUCUUUAUCAGGUGUCCGCCCUGUGCGAGAACGCAGCGUUCGAUGUGGGCAGCUCCUCCUUUCUCUGGUGCGGUGCCCUGACGCUGCCCGACCCUUUUAUGAUCCUCCCGAUCACCACGUGCGCUGUUACGCUGCUCAACUUCGAGUUGUCGAUAUCGAAGGAAAUCAAGAAAGGGUGGAUGAAGAACAUUAUCUGGGGGGCCCGCCUCGGCUGCCUUUGCAUCAUCCCGGUCUUCACUUCCUUUCGCUCAGGCGUGUGCCUGUACUUUAUUGGCAUGAACGUGGUGGGUCUUCUGCAGCCGCUGCUGCUGCGCUCGGUGGCGUUCCGCAGGUGGUUCGGCUUCCCCGCCGCAGAGGAGCUCACCGCAGUGGGGCCGUCGGCCACCCAGUCCUCGCACACUCCAGGGAGUUCAGUAAGCGCGACGAAGCUGUCGCCAAAGCAAAGCGGCUUCAAUCGUGCCACGUCGCUGCGUGAACGCGUCGCAGCCGCGGUGAACCCGACCGGCCCCACGCAAGAUGUGCUGCAAGCCAGCAUGACGCUGCAAUUCCCGUAUCUGAGUCACCUGUUGAGCCCGCAGGUCGACGAAAACGAGGAGAUUUUUGCCAAAGCGCGAAAUAAGCAAUCAAAGGCGGACGUUGGCCGGAGAGGCCCCAUCACCUCGCCUUCUCCCUCUUCACCGGCAGCCAGUCGCUACGCACGAGGAACGAACCCGCUCAUGCGCGAAACGCCAGUUCGUCGCCAGGACGGUGCAGGUUUGGAUGCUACGGCUACUGCCAGCAGUGGGCCAAGUCGGAGCACGUCUUAUCAUGGAGAAGUCAGCCAUCACCGCACAGCAGCAUCGAACGUCGCGGGCAGUGCAGCUCGUAGCACCCCGAAGAGCAAAGGUUCGUCGUUUGCCUCGAGUGGGUGGAAAAGUUCGCAGCUCACCUUUGACGAGAGCGAUUUUAUUCCCACCUACGAUGACAAGGAUGCUUCUUCGCCCCCAACAAAGCGCAGGUGA
Molecule: messenger RNA, 1698 nt
Organism: Leptomonas pyrrhocoris
Lineage: Eukaryota; Euglenozoa; Kinetoplastea; Trypanosomatida; Trypanosomatidae
Exons: 1
Coding region: 58-1698 (546 amino acids)
Biological process (GO): protein insertion into mitochondrial inner membrane from matrix; mitochondrial respiratory chain complex IV assembly
Cellular component (GO): mitochondrial inner membrane
Molecular function (GO): membrane insertase activity
Source: RefSeq, a predicted model, not a curated record